Molecule: messenger RNA, 7460 nt
Organism: Drosophila montana
Lineage: Eukaryota; Metazoa; Arthropoda; Insecta; Diptera; Drosophilidae
Gene: Prp8
Product: pre-mRNA processing factor 8
Exons: 14
Coding region: 146-7339 (2397 amino acids)
Biological process (GO): spliceosomal tri-snRNP complex assembly; mRNA splicing, via spliceosome
Cellular component (GO): U5 snRNP; catalytic step 2 spliceosome
Molecular function (GO): protein binding; metallopeptidase activity; U2 snRNA binding
Source: RefSeq, a predicted model, not a curated record
CGAUGUUGGCUUGCAAAUUAUAUCGGGUCAUCUCUGAAAAAUGUCUGCCGCAUCGUAAACGUUUUGCAAGAGAAACCGGAAAAUUGUUUAAAAUCCACGAAAAAGUGCUUGAAAUUGAUCGAUUAGUGUCGCAUGCAAUUGAGCGAUGUCUAUACCGCCGUAUAUGAUUCCGCCAAAUGCCUGGGCCGCCCAGCUGAUGGCCCAGCAGCAGGCGUACGCGGCGGCCCAUGCACAGCAGGCCCAGCUGCAUGCGCAGCAGCAGAUGGCCAACCAGAUACAGCAAAUACCACCACCGGGUGCCCCAUUGCCGACGUCGGGACAUGCCAAUGGCAUACCGGUGCCGGCAGUGGGCGUGCCCCAGCCACAGCUGGGACAAAUACCCACACCAAAACCAGAUAUUCUCACCGAGGAGAAACUGCAGGAGAAGGCGCUUAAGUGGCAGCACUUGCAGUCGAAACGUUUUGCCGAGAAACGCAAAUUCGGCUUUAUUGACACACAGAAAGAGGACAUGCCGCCAGAGCAUAUACGCAAGAUUAUACGCGAUCAUGGUGACAUGACCUCACGCAAAUAUCGCCACGACAAGCGUGUCUAUCUGGGCGCACUCAAAUACAUGCCACAUGCAGUGCUUAAGCUGCUCGAGAACAUGCCCAUGCCGUGGGAGCAGAUACGGGAUGUGCAGGUGCUGUAUCACAUAACAGGCGCCAUUACCUUUGUCAAUGAGAUACCCUGGGUCAUCGAGCCGGUUUACAUUGCGCAGUGGGGCACCAUGUGGAUUAUGAUGCGUCGUGAGAAGCGCGACCGUCGCCACUUUAAGCGUAUGCGUUUUCCGCCAUUCGACGAUGAGGAGCCGCCGCUAGACUAUGCGGACAACGUUUUGGAUGUGGAGCCGCUGGAGGCCAUACAAAUCGAGCUGGACAACGAUGAAGAUAAUGCUGUCUACAAAUGGUUCUAUGAUCAUCGACCACUAGUAGAUACGCCGUUUGUGAAUGGCUCCACUUAUCGCAAGUGGAAUCUGUCCCUGCCCCAGCUGGCAACGCUUUACCGUCUGGCCAAUCAGCUGCUCACCGACUUGGUCGACAAUAAUUUCUUUUAUCUAUUUGAUCCAAAGAGCUUCUUCACAGCCAAAGCACUGAACAUGGCCAUACCCGGUGGCCCCAAGUUUGAGCCGCUUAUUAAGGAUCAUAAUGUUGGUGACGAGGACUGGAAUGAGUUCAAUGAUAUAAACAAGGUUAUUAUUAGGCAGCCCAUACGCACCGAGUAUCGCAUUGCGUUUCCAUACCUGUACAACAAUAUGCCGCACUUUGUGCAUCUGAGCUGGUACCACACGCCCAACGUGGUCUACAUCAAGACCGAAGAUCCUGACUUGCCUGCCUUUUACUUUGAUCCACUUAUCAACCCCAUUUCACAUCGCAAUGCUAAUUCUAAAAUACAAGAACCUAUGCCUGAAGACGAUGAGGACUUUACGCUGCCCGAUGAUGUGCAGCCUUUUCUCCAGGAUACGCCGCUCUAUACAGAUAAUACAGCCAAUGGCAUUGCGCUGUUAUGGGCACCGCGUCCGUUUAAUAUGCGUUCGGGUCGUUCGCGCCGUGCCAUUGAUGUGCCGCUGGUCAAGUGCUGGUACAAGGAGCAUUGCCCACCUGGUCACCCGGUCAAGGUGCGCGUCAGCUACCAGAAGCUGUUGAAAUACUAUGUGCUCAAUGCUCUGAAACAUCGCAAACCGAAGCCACAAAAGAAGCGCUAUUUGUUCCGUUCAUUCAAGGCGACCAAGUUUUUCCAGACGACCACACUGGACUGGGUGGAAGCUGGCUUGCAAGUGUGUCGCCAGGGCUAUAAUAUGCUUAAUCUGCUUAUUCAUCGUAAGAAUCUAAACUACCUGCAUUUGGACUAUAAUUUCAACUUGAAGCCGGUCAAGACGCUGACCACCAAAGAGCGUAAAAAAUCGCGUUUCGGCAAUGCUUUCCAUUUGUGCCGCGAGAUUCUACGUCUAACCAAACUCAUCAUCGACUCGCAUGUACAGUAUCGCCUCAACAAUGUGGACGCCUUUCAGCUAGCUGACGGCCUACAGUACAUCUUUGCGCAUGUGGGCCAACUGACGGGCAUGUAUCGCUACAAGUACAAGCUGAUGCGACAGAUACGCAUGUGCAAGGACUUGAAGCAUCUAAUCUACUAUCGCUUCAAUACGGGACCUGUGGGCAAGGGUCCGGGCUGUGGCUUCUGGGCACCUGGCUGGCGUGUUUGGUUGUUCUUUAUGCGUGGCAUAACUCCACUGCUGGAACGUUGGCUGGGCAACUUGUUGUCACGUCAAUUCGAGGGUCGUCAUUCCAAGGGCGUGGCCAAAACGGUGACCAAACAACGUGUCGAAUCCCAUUUCGAUUUGGAGCUGCGUGCCUCGGUCAUGCACGAUAUUGUGGACAUGAUGCCCGAGGGCAUUAAGCAAAACAAGGCGCGUACCAUACUCCAGCAUUUGUCGGAGGCCUGGCGCUGCUGGAAGGCCAAUAUACCUUGGAAGGUGCCCGGUCUGCCCAUACCCAUAGAGAACAUGAUUCUGCGCUAUGUCAAAAUGAAAGCCGACUGGUGGACAAAUACGGCGCACUACAAUCGCGAGCGUAUACGCCGUGGUGCCACCGUGGACAAGACUGUUUGCAAGAAGAAUUUGGGCCGUUUGACGCGUCUGUAUUUGAAAGCGGAGCAGGAGCGACAGCAUAACUACCUCAAGGAUGGACCCUAUAUAUCGCCCGAGGAGGCGGUGGCCAUAUAUACCACAACAGUGCAUUGGCUGGAGUCACGUCGCUUUGCACCGAUACCCUUUCCGCCGCUCUCCUACAAGCAUGACACCAAGCUGCUGAUUUUGGCUUUGGAGCGUCUGAAGGAGGCAUACAGCGUCAAGUCGCGUUUGAACCAAAGCCAGCGCGAGGAGCUGGGUCUGAUUGAACAGGCCUACGACAAUCCGCACGAGGCGUUGUCCCGUAUCAAGCGUCAUCUGCUGACGCAACGCGCCUUUAAGGAGGUGGGCAUUGAGUUCAUGGACUUGUAUAGCCAUCUAAUACCCGUCUACGAAGUGGAGCCACUGGAGAAGAUCACAGAUGCCUAUCUGGAUCAGUAUCUGUGGUAUGAGGCAGACAAGCGACGUCUGUUUCCGCCAUGGAUCAAGCCCAGCGACACGGAACCACCGCCGCUUUUGGCCUACAAGUGGUGUCAAGGCAUCAACAAUCUGCAAGAUGUCUGGGACGUGGGUGAGGGCGAAUGCAAUGUGCUGCUCGAGUCGCGCUUUGAGAAGCUCUACGAGAAAAUUGAUCUGACUCUGCUCAAUCGUCUGCUGCGUCUCAUUGUGGAUCACAACAUUGCCGAUUACAUGACGGCCAAGAAUAACGUGGUCAUUAACUACAAGGACAUGAAUCAUACCAACAGCUACGGCAUUAUCCGUGGUCUGCAGUUCUCUUCCUUUAUAACACAAUACUAUGGACUUGUUUUGGAUCUGUUGGUGCUGGGCCUGCACCGCUCCAGCGAAAUGGCUGGGCCACCGCAAAUGCCCAACGAUUUCCUAACAUUCCAGGAUGCUGUCACGGAAAUAGCGCAUCCCAUUAGGCUCUACUGUCGCUAUGUGGAUCGCAUUCAUUUGUUCUUUAGAUUUUCGGCUGAGGAGGCGCGCGAUCUUAUCCAGCGUUACCUGACCGAGCAUCCGGAUCCGAAUAAUGAGAACAUUGUGGGCUAUAAUAACAAAAAGUGCUGGCCACGCGAUGCACGCAUGCGUCUGAUGAAGCACGACGUUAAUCUUGGUCGCGCUGUCUUUUGGGACAUCAAGAAUCGUUUGCCCCGCUCCGUGACCACCAUUGGCUGGGAAAGCACAUUUGUUUCGGUCUAUUCCAAGGAUAAUCCCAAUUUGCUGUUCAACAUGAGUGGCUUCGAGUGUCGCAUUUUACCCAAGUGUCGCACACAAAACGAGGAGUUCACGCAUCGCGAUGGCGUCUGGAAUUUGCAGAAUGAAAUAACCAAGGAGCGCACAGCUCAGUGUUUCCUGCGCGUGGAUGAUGAGUCUUUGGGACGUUUCCACAAUCGCGUGCGACAGAUUUUAAUGGCCUCCGGCUCCACCACAUUCACUAAGAUUGUCAACAAAUGGAACACCGCUCUAAUUGGUCUGAUGACCUAUUUCCGCGAGGCUGUGGUCAAUACACAGGAGCUGCUCGAUUUGUUGGUCAAGUGCGAAAACAAAAUACAGACACGUAUCAAGAUUGGCUUGAACUCCAAAAUGCCUUCGCGUUUCCCGCCCGUGGUGUUUUACACGCCCAAAGAGCUGGGCGGCUUGGGAAUGUUGAGCAUGGGUCAUGUCCUGAUACCACAAUCAGAUCUGCGCUGGUCCAAGCAAACCGAUGUGGGCAUCACGCAUUUCCGCUCCGGCAUGUCGCAUGACGAGGAUCAGCUUAUACCAAAUCUGUAUCGCUAUAUACAGCCGUGGGAGAGUGAAUUUAUAGACUCGCAGCGUGUUUGGGCAGAGUAUGCACUGAAGCGCCAAGAGGCGAAUGCGCAGAAUCGUCGUCUUACGCUGGAAGAUCUGGAGGACAGUUGGGAUCGUGGUAUACCGCGUAUCAAUACGCUCUUCCAGAAGGAUCGGCAUACCCUGGCCUAUGACAAGGGCUGGCGCAUACGCACAGAAUUCAAGCAGUAUCAGGUGCUCAAGCAGAAUCCAUUCUGGUGGACACAUCAGCGACACGAUGGCAAACUCUGGAAUCUGAACAACUAUCGCACGGACAUGAUACAGGCAUUGGGCGGCGUAGAGGGCAUUCUAGAGCAUACCUUAUUCAAGGGCACAUACUUCCCAACCUGGGAGGGUCUGUUCUGGGAGAAGGCAUCCGGCUUUGAGGAGUCCAUGAAGUACAAGAAGCUGACAAAUGCUCAGCGCUCUGGUCUAAAUCAGAUACCCAAUCGUCGCUUUACGCUCUGGUGGUCACCGACAAUCAAUCGCGCUAAUGUAUACGUGGGUUUCCAGGUGCAGCUAGAUCUGACGGGUAUUUUCAUGCACGGCAAAAUUCCCACACUGAAAAUCUCCUUGAUUCAAAUCUUUCGCGCUCACUUGUGGCAGAAGAUACACGAGUCCAUUGUGAUGGAUUUGUGUCAGGUGUUUGAUCAGGAGCUAGACGCCCUAGAGAUUGAGACGGUGCAAAAGGAGACCAUACAUCCCCGCAAGUCAUACAAGAUGAACUCCUCCUGUGCGGAUAUUCUGCUCUUCCCCGCCUACAAGUGGAAUGUGUCGCGUCCGUCGCUGCUGGCCGAUACGAAGGACACCAUGGACAAUACAACGACGCAAAAGUAUUGGCUGGAUAUACAGCUGCGUUGGGGCGACUACGAUUCGCACGAUGUGGAGCGUUACGCUAGGGCCAAGUUCCUGGACUACACCACGGACAAUAUGUCCAUUUAUCCAUCGCCCACGGGCGUGCUCAUUGCCAUCGAUUUGGCCUACAAUUUGCAUUCGGCCUAUGGCAAUUGGUUCCCUGGCUGCAAAACGCUGAUACAACAGGCCAUGGCCAAGAUCAUGAAGGCCAAUCCGGCGCUUUAUGUGCUGCGCGAGCGCAUACGCAAGGCGUUGCAGCUGUACUCCUCGGAGCCCACGGAACCGUACCUCAGUUCCCAAAAUUAUGGUGAACUCUUCUCGAAUCAAAUCAUUUGGUUUGUGGACGACACAAAUGUGUAUCGCGUGACCAUCCACAAGACUUUUGAGGGCAAUCUGACAACGAAACCGAUUAACGGCGCCAUCUUCAUAUUUAAUCCACGCACUGGACAGCUAUUCCUCAAGAUUAUACACACCUCGGUGUGGGCGGGUCAGAAGCGUUUGGGUCAGUUGGCCAAAUGGAAGACGGCCGAGGAAGUUGCGGCACUUAUUCGUUCGCUGCCCGUCGAGGAGCAGCCGAAACAGAUUAUUGUCACGCGCAAGGGCAUGUUGGAUCCGCUUGAGGUGCAUUUGCUGGACUUUCCCAAUAUUGUUAUCAAGGGCUCGGAGCUGCAGCUGCCCUUCCAGGCCUGCCUCAAGGUGGAGAAGUUUGGUGAUCUGAUUCUUAAGGCCACCGAACCUCAAAUGGUGCUGUUCAAUCUGUACGACGACUGGCUAAAGACCAUAUCAUCCUAUACGGCAUUCAGUCGUCUCAUACUGAUCCUGCGCGCCCUGCAUGUCAACACGGAGCGCACCAAGAUCAUACUCAAGCCGGACAAGACGACCAUAACGGAGGCGCAUCACAUUUGGCCGACGUUAACGGACGAGGAAUGGAUCAAGGUGGAGGUGCAGCUGAAGGAUCUCAUUUUAGCCGAUUACGGCAAGAAGAACAAUGUGAAUGUUGCCUCGCUGACACAGUCCGAGAUCCGUGACAUUAUACUGGGCAUGGAGAUCAGCGCGCCGUCCGCGCAGCGUCAACAAAUUGCCGAGAUUGAGAAGCAGACCAAGGAACAGAAUCAAUUGACGGCGACAACAACGCGCACCACGAACAAACAUGGCGAUGAGAUAAUCACCUCGACGACGUCCAACUAUGAGACACAGACGUUCAGCUCGAAGACCGAGUGGCGUGUGCGUGCCAUAUCCGCAACGAAUCUGCAUUUGCGCACGAAUCACAUCUAUGUUAGCUCCGAUGACAUCAAGGAGACGGGCUACACCUACAUUCUGCCCAAGAAUAUACUGAAAAAGUUCGUGACCAUAUCCGAUCUGCGUGCACAGAUCGCUGGCUAUUUGUAUGGCGUGAGUCCGCCGGACAAUCCGCAGGUGAAGGAGAUACGUUGCAUUGUGAUGCCGCCACAGUGGGGCACGCAUCAGACGAUCAAUUUGCCAAAUGCUUUGCCCACGCAUCAGUAUCUCAAGGAUAUGGAGCCGCUCGGCUGGAUACACACACAGCCGAAUGAGCUGCCGCAGCUGUCGCCGCAGGAUAUAACCACGCAUGCCAAGAUCAUGCAGGAGAACUCGAAUUGGGAUGGCGAAAAGACAAUUGUUAUUACCUGUUCCUUUACGCCCGGCUCCUGCUCUUUGACCGCCUACAAAUUGACGCCAUCCGGCUUUGAAUGGGGCUCCAAGAAUACGGACAAGGGCAACAACCCGAAGGGCUAUCUGCCGUCACACUAUGAACGCGUCCAAAUGCUGCUGUCCAACAAGUUCCUUGGCUUCUUCAUGGUGCCGGCGCAGAGCAGUUGGAACUAUAAUUUUAUGGGCGUGCGACACGAUCCCAACAUGAAAUACGAACUGCAAUUGGCCAAUCCAAAGGAAUUCUAUCACGAACUGCAUCGCACAUCGCAUUUCCUGCUCUUCUCAAAUCUCGAGGAUGGCGGCGAUGGCGCCGGCGCCGAUCGUGAGGAUGUUUAUGCUUAAAAAAAAAACCCUGUACAAUUUCUGCUUCAAGGCGAUAUGUUAAGUGCGUACAAACAAUUUUUAUAAACCUGUAUGUGAGUGUCCUACUAAAAGAAAAGCCUUCAAUUAAUUUCCACAUUAA